UUGAUUAAAAAAUAUUGUUUUGAUUUUUACAUCGCUCCCAUUGGACAGUAACUUAUUUUUUUUCAAGUGAAGUGUUUGUUAUUGGUUCAACUGUUCAAAUAUAGUAGCUAUACAGUUAUACCGAAAUCGAGAAAAGUUUUCACUAUUUUCAAAUUCAUACUGUUCGAGUACCGAUUAUUCUACCAAUAUUUACAAAUAAAGUUGAAAAUCAAAAAUUAGUUUAGAUAUCGUCAUAUUUUUGCGUUAACAACAUAUCUUUGUAUAAAUUGUAGUAAAUGUUCUUCACCAGACCGGUUAAAAUACUUAUUACCUGACGUAAUCGUGCAUGACAACAUCUGGUACAUUACGAUGCGAUUCCGACGGCGUUUAAUGAAAUUAAAUUUCCCCCGUCAUACUGUUCAAAAUUUGUGAUUUAUUACAUUAGAUAGACUGGAAAAGUGCCGUGCAACUUCCUACGAGAUGUUAGUAAUUGGAUAUUGAUGAGUUAGCAGCUUUUUGGGGUAUAUCAGGAGUCCAGUAGCCGCUGGUCGUAGUCCAGUAGAUUAACGAUGAACGACCCGUGGGAUGUGAAGUGCGUGCGACAGGCCGGCCAGUACGUGUCCUGCAUGAAACUGAACGGGGUGCCGCUCCUUCCGCCCGUGAAUUUCAAGCAUUUUAAGUAGCAUGUGCAGAAUUUCAUAUGUUAAACAAGAGAUUGCUCGAGUUAUGUCGGAAAUAUCUCUAAAAAUGAAAAAAAUAUCGUUUAAUAUUCACGUGAAGUUAUCAAAGGAAUGCCGCAAAGAAAUGCAGUACUACAAGCUCCUUGCCAAGGAAGUGGAAAAGCGGAUAUCAAUACUUCAGCCUUUUGUAAUUGAUACAGACUCGGAGUCCGAAGAUAAGACUGAUGCUCCUGAACUACCUGAAUCUGAACAAAACUAUGAAUUACCCCUAGAAGAAGUAAAAACUGGAUUCAAUGUUAACAUAGAGAAAACAACUGCGAUCACUUCAGUUAAAAAUAUAGAUAAAACAAGAGCUAUAUCACCAAAACCUACCAACAAUGUGGCCAAGAUAAGUGGAGCUUCAAUAGAAACAUCAAGUUCUAAUUCCCCCAAACUUAUUAUAGAUCUCAAUUUCAAUAUCAAUGAAAAUGGAAAAAAUGUUGUUGAGACUGUGAAGAGUCCACACUCACCUACUGUAAUAGAUCUCCCUGAAAGGGACUAUAACUGCACGAGAAGAAUUACUCAAAAAGUCAUAACAGAAAAAGAAGUAAUUACUGAAGUAGGAAUACAAAGAAACAAUAAAAAACAAAAAGCUGUAGUCGAGGAGGUGGCUAACUUUAACUUUAAUUCAAAUAAAGAUACUUUGACCGAUCCUUUUAGUGAUUUGACUUUAUCUCAUGAUGGCCCGUCGUCUCUAAGUUCCAAAAGCUUUACAGGAUCCUUGAAUGAUUUGCAUAGGGAGAGCAUUAAGGAAACAUCUCCAAAAUUAGUCCGUCAACAUUCUUACACUCUAUUGCAUCCAAGUCCUCAGCUCUUAGCCCAUCUAGAAGUGCAAUCAAUGAAUACAGGUAUGGAGAUGACCUCUAUAUCAAUGAGCGAAUCUGUUUCCAACUUGAGCGGCCCAAACAAGAAGCGUAGGAGUUGGGACCUGGAGUCAGCUAAAGUGAAGUGGUCGUCGAUGGCGCUGGAACUGAAGCAGACUAAUGUCGUACAUAACCUUAAUAGAAACGCGUCUAACAAAACCAUCGUAAAACAAGUCAUUAAAAAAUCACCUCAGAGCUCACCACCGUCACGGGCAAAGACAGUUAGUCCAGAAAAAAGACGCAGUGUUCCUCCAAAACCAAUUAAAUAUAAUAAUACAACUAAUUCAAAUAAUAUGAAAUCCAUCAGUCCGGUUAGAAAUAGUGUGACUUUUGUGAAAGAACCAGGUUCACCACAAUUAAAUGCAAUUCCCGGCAUUGAUAAGCCACAACCCCAAGUUACCGCACCUCCUUCACUAGGAGAAUCCGACGACCCGGCGGUUCGCGUAAGGGAACUCUACGACAAAAUACAAAAUCAACAAUUAUUACAAAUGGCGAGUUUAGUGGAAAAGCAGAAAAGGGAACAGUUGCUGCUUCAGCAAGUCUUUGAAGAACAGAACAAUUUACUUUUCAAACAACUAAAGACUAUAGUACCGAAAUCUCCUAUAGAGGCAAAAGAGGCUUGGAGCGACAAACAUGUCGAAUGUGACAGAGGCCCGGUCAGUCUGAGUCAGCUUAUCAAUUGCAAGUCACCUGAAUCUAGUCUCGGCAGUCUCGUCAGUUCUUCCACGUUGACAGAAACCAACCAGUACAUAAACCAUUGCGAUAAUGUGCUGAAGAAAAGCAGGGAUAUUACGGGAAGUAUCAAGAAACAACCGAUUAAAUCUCGUAACCAGAAUGGCAGCAAGAUUAUAUCUCCGAAGCCACAACCGGACAGUAAGAAUCGAACUAACUCUCCGACUCAGAGACAUACCCCUACAUCCCGGAAAUUGAACUAUGACACGAGUGUAUCAUCGGACCGAGACUACGAGCCGAUGUUAACCGAUCGAACGAACGACACGAUGGCGGACUUGAACGUCACCUUUCCUUCCGACAACGACGACUUCACUUACCACAGUACCAAUUACUUGAACCAAGGUAAACUUAGUCAUGGACCUUCAGUGACUUCUACAACAAACGCCAACAGAGCCACCGACAAUGCCAUCCGAAACAUGGAGAGAACCAUUUACAAUUCAAUGAACAGCACCAACAAGCGAUUGUCGAAGGGUAAAAUUGACAUCCAGGGAACACCAGAACAGCAUGCAGCUGCAACCAAAAUAGUGGCCGUAGCCAAGGGUUAUCUGGUCCGGCGCCUGAUGCGCACGGACCGCGUACAGUCGACCGUGCAGACCAUCAAGGAUGCUCUGCUGUGCGCCCUGCAGCUGCACCAGGACCGCGAGGGUAUCCGGGGUGCUGACGUAGACCUCCACCGCCGACUUAUUCAGCAGAUAACAGCAGCAUGUUACUCCCUACACGAUACCUUCGUGGCCAGUACAGCCGCUGAGCGUUGCGCGAUGAUCGCUGCCGACAGAGGGCGCCGGCGUUCUCUCGCCGCUCGACAAGCUAGCGCCUCACUCAAACAGACGGACUUAAUGUCACAAAGCCACUCCGGGGUGUUUCCCGCGCGCACCAAGCGACCAACCCCAGUGUCGCCGAUGACGCAGUCUAACUAUGAGACAUUUAGCGAUGACAAGCAGUCCGGAGUGUCGGUGUCCCGGCACAUGGCCAGCCCACACCGGCGCCCCUGGCGCUGACCCUCGCCCACGCCGCCCAGCUGCCUGCCGCGCUUCUUUGCCCACUGCUGGGCGCAGCGCCGCGGCGUCAACCUAUGACUUUGUGAACUAAAUUAUCCGCAGCUUCACCCUAAAAGCGGUUUUGUAAAUUAUGUUUUUUUAUUUUCUUUUUUUAUGAUUUUAUUGUAUUUGGGAGGCCUUUUCUGGUGAAUUGAGUUAAAUAAAAUUUAAUAUACAUUAUAUUUUUUGUUAACUAUAACAACAAUUUUUAGCCUCAAAAAAUAUAAUUUCGUAUAUUUUAAUAAAUAUUGCGGCAUGACCGUAAGUUUCUAUCUGCCGAAAUGAUUUAAUGCUUGUGCUUGAAAAUAUUGAAAUAAAAAUUAAGUACAUGUAUUUAAUUUCGAUAAAAAUCGAGCUUCUCUCUUGUACUCCGCCUAUGCGCUCUCUUUUAUACACUGCGACUUAUUAAGCGAAAUAAAGUGCAUUUAAAAUUGUAUGUAAUUUAAUAAAUUAAAAUUAAGUAAAUCUCUCAUCUUGGAUACUUCAUACAGGAUCGUGAGAGAAACAUUCUCAUUAAUUUUGAACAAAUAUAUCCAGUUCAAAUGUAAUUUGUAACAAAAUUAUUUAUUAUUAGCAUGUAAGUGAUAAAUUGUGGUUGUAACUGUUGAGUUUAUGCUUCCAAAGCAAAGUGCCUAUACAACGCACCUACGUAAACUAGUAUAGAAUUAAUGAUACGAGUCGCUAUCGAAAGCAAUAAUUUGGUAAUUCAAUAUUUAUAUUUUAGCCACGCUAUAAAUACAGAACGCAAUAUUAAUGUAGGACACAUAUUUUGGAUAUCAAAACAGAUCUUGUAUAAUCUUAUAAUUAAUACAGCUAAAUACUACCACCAUAAGUGAUAGAUUUCUAACUUUCAAAAUAUAAGAGUGUGUCGUUUUUGGUGCACAGAAUAUGUACAAUAAUGAAAUUAAAUAAAUCACCGUCUAAACAGCACUUAUGUAAUAAUCAUAGAGAAUACAUUAAUCUUGUAAAAUUACUUUCUUGUAAUCAUUUUAUUAAAGACAGAUAGUAAGAAAAGUAAUUUAUAUGAUGUUAAAGAGGCCUUUUAUAUGUCGUGGCGAUAAAUCCAAAAAAUAUCAUAAGUUUUAUAGUAACUCUAGAUCUAAGAACUUACACUUGGUGUAAUAUAAAUGCUAGUUUUAUAUAAUCGACACGCUUCACUAUGUUUACAUUAGCCGUUCAUGAUUCGAAUUGCCAUAGUAGCAGAUUUUAUUGAGAUAUUUUUACUACUCACAUUAAUAUUUAUAUAAAUUAAAAUGCACCGUAUGUAAUGGCUAAUAUAGAUAGGUACACCUCACGAUAUAAAAGACAUGUAAACUUUAAGUCGCCUUAAUAUUUAGGUAGGUUUUACAUAUUACUUGAGAAUAAUAUCCCAUCAACAUUGUCUUGUACAUUACUGUUGAUACUAUCGCUGUUUUAAAUACUGUGUUACAAAGAUGAACAAUUACAUAAUGCCAAAUUAUGAACUGUAAAAGUGCUUCCAAAUGAAAUAACUUUUUCACAAUGAUUUUGUAGACAUUUACUUAGAAAGUAUCAGUUUUAGAAAAAAAUCCUAUUAUAAAUCUAUUGUCAUCUUUGUAACAUUUUACAAAUCCAUUUUGAUCUUUAUUUUAAUAAAAUCUCUGCACUAUACUGUAAUUAAUAAAUUGUUUCGGUGUUUCCCAACUGUUGAUAGUACAUACUAGUUAUAACAUUACUGAAUAUUCUAAUGUAACUUUGAUCCAGGUUGUAUGUCAGUGCUAACUCUACACUCUCUAGUCACAGAUCUCGUCAAUAACUUUCCUUCUUUUCAAAUCAUGUUGCUAAUUACAUUUUAUUGAGCUACUCCUACGGUCUUGGGACAUUACAUUAUUUAUCGGAGUCUUGUUUUGAAGUAUGUUUUUGAAGCGCAUAUCCUCGAGACAAAAAAGUGUUUGCAAUUUCUAAUUCAUUUGCAUGAAAAUGAAAUGUCAUGAAGUUAUCAAAAUUAAGUCACAAAUAUUUCCAAAGCUGUUUUAACGUAAACCUAUAUAGUGAUAUUGUACUGUAUUUUCGUGCAUACAUUUUUACGCAAUAAACAUGCAAAAAUAUAA
Molecule: messenger RNA, 5399 nt
Organism: Spodoptera frugiperda (fall armyworm)
Lineage: Eukaryota; Metazoa; Arthropoda; Insecta; Lepidoptera; Noctuidae
Gene: Cp110
Exons: 7
Coding region: 664-3291 (875 amino acids)
Biological process (GO): regulation of cytokinesis; centriole replication; centrosome duplication
Cellular component (GO): centriole
Molecular function (GO): protein binding
Source: RefSeq, a predicted model, not a curated record